Molecule: messenger RNA, 198 nt
Organism: Colletotrichum graminicola M1.001
Lineage: Eukaryota; Fungi; Ascomycota; Sordariomycetes; Glomerellales; Glomerellaceae
Exons: 1
Coding region: 1-198 (65 amino acids)
Source: RefSeq, a predicted model, not a curated record
AUGGCCGACGCCGAUGGCGUGCUCCGUCGACCGCCUUCGUCUCCGACUUGGUCCCUGCAGUUGCGUACCGAGAACGGCCAGGGCGCACUCGGCAGACGGCGACGGCGCAUCAUCACUCGAGAGUCCACCCAAACAGUCACAGGUUCCCAAUGGGCGGCCCCUCUGGGGGGGGGGGGGGGGGAUGGAGGUUGGCAGUGA